AUCACCCAGGAAGCCAAAGGCAAGCUCCCCCUGCCAAAGCGCCUUGGCCCAUAAGAAGGAAAGGGUGAGCCCCAGAUGUGAUGAGCGCUUCCAGGCUUCAGGCUCAGAAGGCACUCAGCCCCCAGCUCUCCUGUAACUCAGAGGCCAGUGUGAUGGGAGCUUCUUCACUCAGCACACGUCGGCUGUAAACACACCUGUGCUGGGCGAAAGGGCUUUGGGACAAUUCCUUUAGGCCACUUUGAGGAUUUGGGGUCUGCCUAGGGCAGUGGGAAGCUGAUGAAGGAUUCUAAGCUAAGGAGUUCAUCAUUCUGGCUCCUAUAAGGUUGCUUAUCUUUCUCUCCCGUGUAAUCUCCACUCUCAUUCGUGAUAAUGUCGAACGUGAAAAAGAUGUCUUCUCUUCCUUUGAUGACCAAGCAGCACAAAGCUCAGCUGGAACGCCGGAUCGCUGGCUCAACCAACCGGUGGCGUUUCCCCAAACAGCCUUUUUCUGGGGACCUGCUCUCACUUUCCCAGAAGUGCAAGGCUCUGAGUGUAGACUUUGAGGAAGCUCUGAGGAACCCAGACAGGUUAUGCAUUUCACAAAUUCAGAAGCUUUUCUGUGGGAAUUUGAAGGACGAGGACAUCCAAAGUGGGGAGGCAGAUGUGAUUCUCGAGUGCCUGGGCUUCAAAUGGGAACUCCAUCAGCCCCAGCUUUUCCAGUCUCAGACCUUGGCCAAGCUCUAUUUGGAAGCCCUGGCACAGGGCAGCACAUCUCCCCUGAGGGAGCUGGAGAAGCUUCUGCAAGCUCAAUCACCUAAGAAGACCAAAGAAAGACCCCCCGUCAAGAAGAUGACCAUUUCCUUGAAGAUCAAUGACCCACUGGUCACUGAAGUCCCCUUCGCCACGGCCCUGAAAAGCCUCUACAUGAGUGAGGUGGAGAUUCUCUUGGACAACGUGCUGGGGGUCCUGGCUUCCGCCCACAUCCUCCAGUUCAAUGGCCUGUUUCAAAGGUGCCUGGACGUGAUGAUGGCCGGUCUCACGCCAACCACCAUCAGGAAAUUCUAUGAGGCUGGCUGCAAGUACAAGGAAGAGCAGCUCACCACGGCCUGCGAGAAGUGGCUGGAAAUGAACUUGGUUCCUCUGCUGGGGACACACGUCCACCUCUGCAGAGUCCCGCAGGACCUGCUCCACAAAGUGCUGAAGUCUCCCAGGUUGUUUACCUUUAGUGAAUUCCGUCUUCUGAAAACGAUACUUUUUUGGGUCUUCCUGCAACUAAACCACAAGAUUAUGGCAAUUCCGACUUAUGAAACCAUGCUGACGUUUUUUAAGAGCUUUCCCAAGAACCGUUGCUUUCUGGACCGGGAUAUAGGACAGAGAUUGAGGCCGCUCUUCCUCAGCUUGCGUCUGCACAACAUCACCAAAGGCAAGGAUCUGGAGGAGCUGCAGGACCUUAACUUCUUCCCAGAGUCGUGGCUGCACCGGGUUGCAGCCAACCAUUACCACGCAAUGGAGAAUGGAGGUGACAUGGCUCACCUGAAAGAUCUUAACACCCAGGCUGUGAGAUUUGGGCUGCUCUUUAACCAGGAGUAUACGACUUAUUCAAAACUGAUUGCUGUAUAUGGAUUCUUCUUUGAAAUAAAGGGACUCAAACAUGAUACUGCCUCUUACAGUUUUUACAUGCAGGGUGGCUUGGAACAAGCUUGACACACAGAGCACCAUAUGCAGUAGGGAAGAAGAGGAUGGUGAUGUUGACGGUGGCAAUGACAACUAUGAUGAAGGAUCACUGUGUUCCACUUAAGAUUUGCUUGUAAGUCUCUCUUCUCUAAUCUGCACACUUUUGGGAGGCCACGUCUUAUUAAUCUUUUUAUUACUGCUGUCAAUCACAGUACCAGGAACACAGAGAAGCUGUAUUUUUUCACUUUUCUUUAUUUUUUAAGAUGGAGUCUCACUCUGUCACCCAGGCUGGAGUGCAGUGGCACAGUCUCGGGUCACUGCAACCUCUGUAUAAAGGAGCUUUAAAUGACUGACUGACUGACUGAAUGAAUGAAUGAAUGAAUGAAUGGAUAAAUGAAGAAAUGAAUACAUGAAUGAAGAAACCAGAGUUUUAGUCCAGCUUUGCCAGUACCUCAUAUGUGCCCUGGAGCAAGUCAUUUCUCUUCCUCAGCUCUUGGUCUCCACUGACUCAGGCGUCUCUACACAGUGAGUUCUUCUGAUUGGAAGAGAUGAAUUAUGUGACAAUACCAGUCCAAACGCCCUUAUGAGUAUUAUGUUGGUUUUUUAAUUCUGGCAAAGCCGUCAUAAAGCUUGACUUAAUGGUGUUUUUCUAGAUUUGCCAAAGUCCAGGCCAUGAGCCAGUGGUUUAUGUAGGGUGAGGGCUCAAAUGAGAACUGACUCAGCAGCAGCCACUUUUAGGAGAUGGUGCCAAUUGGGAAAUGCCCUCUUGCUGCCCUCACAUAUUAUAUACCAGGGUCUAUGUGCCAGGCGCCGGCUUUCGUGAACUC
This is a messenger RNA of Callithrix jacchus (white-tufted-ear marmoset), 2480 nucleotides long. RefSeq names its product BTB domain containing 16 (gene BTBD16). The record is from RefSeq and is a predicted model, not a curated record. NCBI's taxonomy places the organism in Eukaryota, Metazoa, Chordata, Mammalia, Primates, Cebidae.